Messenger RNA from Anopheles coustani, 1371 nucleotides. RefSeq names its product phytanoyl-CoA dioxygenase domain-containing protein 1 (gene Phyhd1). The record is from RefSeq and is a predicted model, not a curated record. Bases 55 to 918 code for a protein of 287 amino acids. Lineage: Eukaryota; Metazoa; Arthropoda; Insecta; Diptera; Culicidae. The transcript is spliced from 3 exons.
ACCGCUACCGGAGAAAGGACAGAUCCUUCGAGAACAACUACGUCUUGAACUGCGAUGCGGAACCUUCUGAUCGAUCAGGUCCGCGAGGACGGGUUCGCGGUGAUCGAUGAUUUCCUCACGCCGGAAGAGGUGCAGGAGCUGCUGCAGGUGGGACGCAACCUGCACCAGGAUGCCCCGAAGGAGGAGCGCAAGGUGUUCAACGCGAAUGCCGGCGCACAGUCUGCGCAGGGCCGCGAGCGAUACUUUCUCGAGAGCGCGGACAAGGUACGCUACUUCUUCGAGGAGGGCGCCAUCGGGGAGAAUGGGGAGCUGCUGGUCGACCCGGCCUUCUCGCUGAACAAGGUGGGUCACGCGCUGCACACCGAACAUCCGGCGUUCCAAGAGGUCACGUUCUCGAACCGCGUGAAGGAGGUUUGCUGGCAGCUCGGCUUCCGCCGACCGGCCGUCGCCCAGAGUAUGUACAUCUUCAAGAACCCGGGCAUUGGCGGCGAGGUGAAGCCACACCAGGAUGCCACGUACCUGCACACCGAGCCGAGCACGACGGUCGGCUUCUGGAUUCCGCUCGAGGAUGCCACGCUCCAGAACGGAUGCCUUCACUUCAUCAAAGGAUCGCACAAAAGCGGUGUUCACCGUCGGUGGAUUCGUAACUCAGACAAAACCUCCGACGAGCUGCUAGUUUACGACCGACCGGCCCCCCUCUACCCGCAGUCCAACUUCGUGGCCGUCCCGGUAAAGGCGGGCUCGUGCGUCCUCAUCGACAGCCAGGUGGUGCACCGGAGUGACGCGAACAAGUCCGACCGCAGCCGGCACGCGUACACCUUCCACGUGAUCGAAACACAAGACUGUGAAUAUUCCAAAGAGAACUGGCUCCAACCGCCGGAGGAUCGCCCGUUCCCGGUGCUGUACGAGCGAGAUUAGGGUGCCAGGGAGAGCCGCCCUAUUGGCAGGUUUUGCGGAAGCCGUUGGUGAAGAUGUGUAAUAUUUCUUUCCUGUGUUUAGUUCAUUUGCUUCAUUCCUGUAGCAAGGCGGGGAGUGCCUAGGAGGCGUUGGCAAUAUAGGGUACGCGAGAUAAUCCAAAGAGAAUUGUAACAAAAAAAAACCCCCCUCAUGGGGAUGGAUACUGAAUGUAGUUUUGCUUGGUUUUGUUGUAUGGUUUUCCCUGUUUUCCUCCCCCACUCCCCCGUGCCAUAGAUGUUUAUUUACACUUCUCGGGGCGUUGCGCCACAACGUGUACGAACGUUCUGUGUUCGCUGCCCUCCGUUUGCGCCGCCUUUAUGUGGAUCGCUAAUGCAACCAGGAUGGAAUUGCAUCAGCAUAUUAAAUACAAAGAUAAUAGGUGUAAUAAAACAAAAACCAAACGAUUUCUGUAAC